This is a messenger RNA of Aegilops tauschii subsp. strangulata, 702 nucleotides long. RefSeq lists its product as uncharacterized. Lineage: Eukaryota; Viridiplantae; Streptophyta; Magnoliopsida; Poales; Poaceae. The record is from RefSeq and is a predicted model, not a curated record.
UUUGGCGACCAAUUCUAGUGUCAGAGAGCGCUUUCAUUCUGACGGAGAGGGCGGGGAAGGCUACCAAGAAAAACAAGGGUAUUCGAUCACUCCUCCCAUGAAAGCAGCGGGUGGGGAAAUAUAUGUAGUCACUUGUAUUGUAGGGCGGAGAGACAAAGCGUAGAGCGGGGCAGCAAGGGUGGCGCCGCAUAAUUGGAUUAUGCUCUAUUGAUUCAUUUUGGACGGCCGAAAGGACCGCAUGACCACGACCCACCUACCCCCGCACCCACCACCGCCGCAGCCACCGCUCGCCGUGCUGCCUCCGACGAGGCGCCGCGCGGAUCGCACCCCAACCUCCCCCAUGCCGUACCUCAUCAGAUCCAUGGGGAUCCCGCUGGGGGAGGGGAGGGGAUACCGAGUGCCGCUCCCAUUCGUCUUCCAGUCCUUCCCAGAUCUGCUCCAACGGAUCGAUUCGGUCUCGCCGGAGGUCCUAGCGGCGACGAGGGAGAUGCACUGGAGGGAAAGGGCGAGGAGGAUCAUGGACGACGCGCUCUCGUGGUCCCAAUGCACUCGGGAAUGGAGGGAGGCGGAGGAGGAGCUGGAUCCAGAUGCAGAUGCCGGAGCCCAGGAACCAGACGCCACCGUCGACGACGACUCCUACUACACCGGAGGUGCCUACUACUACGUGCAGGCCGCUGACGACGACCAGGAGUAGUUAGGAGG